AUGUUAACAUCAAAAUCUGUUUUCAUGAGGAAUCCCGUACACCAUGGAACACGAUCCAUUUUGUGUGCGAUCAAGCUUACAAUGUCCUUUUCCUCGAAGCCUCAAGUUGCAGAAAAUCAGUCGUUCUUCACACCUUUACCUCCCAAGGAUUUAGCGCUGCAAUUUAAACAUCAAAUUGCUGGCAGGAAAUACCUGCCUGGAUCUGGUGGAAAGGGCCUCCCGAAAUUCCUUUCAUCCGCAAGAGAAGGAUUUCCAUUUGCUUUGCGCGCCGAAUCUAUUGAUCACCUGACCCCUGAUAAAUGGGGUCAGCUUUGCCGGGAACAGCUCGAUAGAGUUCUUCCAAAAUACAACGCUGUCUUAUUUCGCAAUCUGCCCCUUUUUGAAGCCGGAGAUUUCGCCAAGUUUGCGGACAACCUCGGCUACAAACCAACGAAUUACGAAGGUGGUACCGGAAACAGAUACCUAGCAGAAGGUGAAACGGAAGUGUAUUUAUCCACCAGUGAUCCCCCAGAUUUUAACAUCGAGCUUCAUAAUGAGAUGGCUUGUUCACCAGUUCAUCCCAAGAAGGUGAUGUAUUUCCACUCACUUUUACACAUUUAGACUUAAGAAUUUUAAAACGUCUUCAGAGUUUCAUUUUACAAGUUCUCAAAUUAAGACAAGGAGUCCUCGAUUAAAACAAACGUUUAAAGGAUACUUUAGGCGUGUAAAAUAUCAUUAAGGAACUGGUCAGCCGGGGGGGGGGGGAAAGGGGGUAAGGGGUGGGGGGGUUGGAGGAAUCUGGUUGUGACAUGACAAAAUUCAUGUGUACCCCCCAUAAGCCUCUGCAAUAUUCUUAUGUUCCCCCUUCCCUCAUCGGCAGUAAAUUGUCAAUCAACACUUGGCAUAUUCAACUCGCAUCAAUGUAAGUUUCUGAGCAACUGCGAACCUACCCCUCCCCUAAACCAACAACAGAAAACUGAUAACAAGUUAGAUUUAGUUCAGGGUUAGGGGAGAGGUAGGUGCGCAGUUGGUCAGAUACUAACAUUGAUCCGCCAACACCUUGGUACUUUUUGCUCCCCGGAUUAAGAAUUAUCAUUUCAUAACCCUCAGACGAAACAAUUUUGAGAGGUUGGCUUUCCCCUCAUAUGGUAAUUGCCUAAUAACAUAUUCUCUUUAUAACAGGUCAUUUUCUUUUGUCUCACUGAGCCUAACGAAGAAUGGGGAGGUGUAACUCCGCUGGUCAGAAAUAAUGAAAUUUACGAUCAGCUUGAUCCGGAAGUGAUAAAGAUACUGGAAGAAAGACAAAUACGCUACACGCGAUACCUACCUGACGAGAAACAUCAUCCCUAUGCCUCUUGGCAACAGUCGUUUAUGACCAAAGACCCAAAGGUAUGUGUUAUGUUUCUCUUUCGGUAAAGAGUUAAGAGUGACUGCUAGCCCAGUGGCUCAUCUUAUCGGAUAUUAUCCCGGUUCCCGCAGUGUUAUACGACUAGAAGUAUUGCCUUUCCUUCUCCCCGGGGUACCAGUCAAUUGCAGGCUACCCCCCUCCCUCCCUCUCGCAACCUUUCACCGGGUCUCCCUCAAAGUUUGCCGUUAACCAUUCACUCUUCUGGAUGAACAGAGGCACUGAGAUAAUAAAAUGUUUAUGUCUAUUUCUGCGACAGAAUAUUGCUCAUUCAUUGUAACGUAAGACUUAUCAUUUAACUGAAAAACAAAAUGAAUAAGUUCCCCUUGGUUUCUGAGGAGUAAAAUAUUAUAACAAAAAUAUAUAUAUAUUAAGCCCCUACCGGUAUUGGCUUAUCAGUAUGUUCAGUCUUUGCUAUCCCUUUCACAAAUUAUAUACCCCUAACUUUAUGAGAAAAACUACUUUUAAGAUCGGUCAGAACCAUGCAGAAUAUGUUGAGAACUGAAAAACGAUUCUAAGCUGUCUUCAAAAAUACCGUGGAAAAUGGAAAUUGUUGAUGAAACCUGUGAAGACAUAACGUCGACGCUUGGUCUCAUUUUGUCGCCACUUUCAGAUACGCUAAAUGUCUGAGUUUCAGUGUAUUUCUUGAAAUCUUGUUUGGAAAACUGAACGCGUUGAUUCCUCCAUUCAAUUCCCCAUAAAAAAAAGUAUCUCUGGUAAUAAGCUCACCUAAACGACUCUAAGAAAUAGAGGCUUAUAAGGGAAUCACCUGUUGGGGGAGUAGUUUGGUAGAGUCACGAUGAUAUUUAUCCGAUCCCACUUCCGUUUGAAUGUGUUGCCCUUUCUUCUUUUUUUGCAUGGUAGAAGGUGGAGGAAUACUUGAAAAGAGAAAAGUUCAAUUACGAGUGGGAGGAAAGCACUGGAAAUCUGUAUUACUGGUACGUACUCCCACCACUGGCGACUCAUCCAGUUACAGGCCGCAAAAUUUGGUUCACACAACCAAACGUUCAUCACAACACGUACUACAAGGAGUCUCCCAUGUUUGAUGGCGUGUCUCUCCCCAACCACAUGUAUCCAACUCACACACUUUAUGGCGACGGAAGUGAGAUUGACCCAGAGGUGAUUGAACAUGUCCGGGCGACGGGCUGGCGAAAUGCUGUGGGAUUUCCAUGGCGGAAGAGAGAUGUGCUGGUGCUGGACAAUCUUGCUGUUCAACAUGGCCGACUGAGCUUUAAAGGAGACAGGCUCCUUCUCGCCUACUUGACGGCUGAAUGAAUUAGUUUAGUCGUCGGAAAUGUGAGACGUAUGUAAAUAAAAAAAACUGUGUCUUUAAGAGCUGUGAAUAAUCAGAUCGACAUUGUAAUCUGUACCUUCAGUAUUGCCUCCAUUGC
This is a messenger RNA of Pocillopora meandrina, 2775 nucleotides long. NCBI's taxonomy places the organism in Eukaryota, Metazoa, Cnidaria, Anthozoa, Scleractinia, Pocilloporidae. The record is from the annotation of a GenBank genome assembly.